This is a messenger RNA of Saprolegnia parasitica CBS 223.65, 1793 nucleotides long. RefSeq lists its product as hypothetical. The transcript has 2 exons. Lineage: Eukaryota; Oomycota; Saprolegniomycetes; Saprolegniales; Saprolegniaceae. The coding region runs from base 33 to 1793 and encodes 586 amino acids. The record is from RefSeq and is a predicted model, not a curated record.
UUACUAUUUGCACCCGACAGUUGAAGGCGGCGAUGGCCGACGCAGGUGGGCCGUGGCGGCUCAUGUCGUCGCUGCGGAAGCGCAAGUUCUUUGAAGAAGCUAACAAGUUGUACCCGCUGCGUCCACCGAACGGCCAGCCCAAGACGGACCUUUUUGACUUUCUGUUGGCCACCUUGGGGCGGCCCCACAACGACACGAGCUUCGGCUGCAUGCUCGACCCACCCGACGACUUUGUCGCCGAGACACGCCCCGAGACAGAAGCCACGCCACGGCCAGUGGUACUGCACAACUCGGACAUGGUGCCAGAGACGCGCUGCUCCGACGAGCCGGCGGCGGUCGUCGCCGACGAUAGCAUCGUGCCCGAGACCCGCUUUUCCGAUGACGGCGGACGAAACCACGACAACGAGAUUGUGCCCGAGACGGUCGACGUCGCGCCGACCAUACGCGAGAGCAUCGGUGGCGCUGAUGCGCUGCACGAGUCGAUCUCGUCGUCGUCGUCGUACGCCGCGUCCGUGACCUUUGGCGGUCCCAACGACAUGAGCUUGAACUCGAGCUCGCAUAGCUGCGCGACGCUCGACGACAGCUUUGCGGCGUUUCCAUCCGCGCACCUGCCGCCGCCGACGCCGCCGACCGAGACGCUGCGAUCCCCGACACCGCUCACGCAAGCCGUCGCGACGUUGCCGCUGGUCGACUACUUUGACACGGACCACUACACGGAGCUCGUGCCGUGCUACGUGCUCUACGCGGUGCACUGCAACCUUCACGACGCACAUUUGUCGCACCCGCAUUUGCUCUUCUGCGCGCUGGACCAGUUUCUCGCCUCGCAAGAGCUUAUGCACGGCUACAUUAGGCGGGCCAGCGAGAUUGCGCGCGUUGUCUUUGCAUCCCGCUGGGCGAGGCGACUCGAUGCGUUCACCAAGGACAUUGACAUCCGCGACUACACGGAGCGCGGGCGGUCCUUGCCGGGUGUGUGUGCCCCGGUGUGGCACAUCAUUGCCGCGCAUUGGCGCCAUUACAAGGCCCACGUGCUCCACUCGGACGAGUUUUACCUCGGCGACACCACCACAAUGCGGGCGGACCCCGGGGCCCACUGCCGGCACGUCACAUCCGGAUACUUUGCCGUCGACGGCCAUCUCCGCGACGAGGCCACACGGCGCAGUGUCUAUGGCGGCAGCGACGUCGGCGCGUACUACAUGACGCUAAUGCCCCGGGAUGCCAGCAACCGGCGGCGCGACACGGACGACCUGCCGCAGCGCAUGUACCUGCCGCAAGAGAGCUUGAGCUUUGCGUUCAAGCAGCUCGAAGCCAACUUGCGCGUGACCGACCCGCACGUGGCCAUGUACCCCAUGGGCACGUUUGCCCGCGGUGGGCUCUACGGCUCGGUCCUCGACGUCUUGGUGCUGCCGACGCCGGCGCGCCCGAGCAUCCACGACGUCGUCGCAGCGCUCGAGGCGGCUCACGUCGUCGAGCCCGGCGCCGUUCGGUCGGUAUCGGCGCACCGUCUCAUUGCGCCGAUUCGGUUCAAGCACAUUCGACUGCUCCUCGACUUGAAGAUGUACCCGCCGCCGAUGGCGUACGCUGCGAUGAUCUACUUUACGGGCCCGCAAGCGUUCGCUCAGCACGCGUUCUGCUCCGUCUUGGCAGCGUGCGGCGACGACACGCGCUUCGAGACUGUCUACGAGACGCUGCAGACGAUGCACGGGCCCGCGCGCCUCGCCCAAGUCCUCGACGAGCAAGACAUGAUGGUGCUUCUCGGCCACGCCGUGUACCAGCCGCCAUUGCAUCGCUUUUAG